Molecule: messenger RNA, 2796 nt
Organism: Cladophialophora carrionii CBS 160.54
Lineage: Eukaryota; Fungi; Ascomycota; Eurotiomycetes; Chaetothyriales; Herpotrichiellaceae
Exons: 2
Coding region: 1-2796 (931 amino acids)
Molecular function (GO): protein binding
Source: RefSeq, a predicted model, not a curated record
AUGGGGCCUCCAGGUUCGAAAUAUAUCCAACGUGGCAACAAUUCAGGAGGCAACGUGGUGUUUGGCAGUCAGAAAAUCUGUAGUAACCGUGUGAGCAUUGGGUCUGACCGGAGUUCAGACUCCUCCUACAGAACGGUGAUAGAAGCAUUCGGCAGCGAGUGCGACUACGAUGAAGUCCAUCACGAAAUCAAGAAGCCACACGGCCAGACCUGCAGCUGGUCUCAGCACCAACAAGACAUUCGUAGCUGGGCGGACGACAGUUCCAGUUUGAUGUGGCUUGUUGGCGGGCCUGGAAUUGGUAAGACAGUCCUGGCAAAGUAUCUCAUCAAGUCACUUCAACAAGACGGUGACAAGGGCAAGAGAACAAUCUAUUUUUUCUGCGACCGCCAAAAGAGAAAGGAUGGAUCUAAAGCUGUGUUCAUCCUGCGCAGCCUGAUAUACCAAUGUAUGACCAUCGCGGAAUGCCUUGGCAAGAGACACGUCAAGCCCAAGUACGACACGUAUGGUCCGCACUUGCUCAAAAGCAAUGGCGAAUUGGCGAAAUUGUUCUUCGAAAUGAUGUCGGAUCCCGGACAGGGGGAGUGGUAUUGCAUCAUUGACGCGUUGGAUGAUUGCGAGGAUCAAGAAACGAAGACAUUACUCGAGGGAAUCGUUGCCGAAACACAGGGAGCUGGCGGAGAAUAUCCGCGCUUUCUCCGGCUUCUCAUCACAAGCAGACCUUGCGGAGCUGUCAGAUCGGCAAUUCUCAAUCGGAACAAUGUGAGAGUCGUGCACUUUACAGAUCCAACCGGCAAGCAAUUGAAUGAAGCGGACAUUGCAGACUACAUCUCGGACCACGUCCGUCAGUUUGAGCACUACCCAGAAGAGAAGAAACCAAGUGUGGAAAAGCAAUUAAUCGAAAAGGCUGGCGGAAACUUCACCUGGACCAUCUCAAUGAUCCACCAGCUUGGCAACAAAUCCCCUGACUGGUACAACAAGCUGCUGGCAGAGAUGCCUUUGGGCAUGGAAACCAUGGUGGCGAGGAUCGUCCAUCGAGCAAAGCCAGAGAGCCUGUUGUUGAUCCAACUGCUGGCCGUGGUGCAACGCCCAAUGUCAGUCACAGAGUUAGCAACUCUUAUCGCAAUGAAGGGAAGCCCGUUCGAUGAUCUUUUCGCGCUGGUGCGUACUACCUCCGCAAUGUCAUUACGCGACAAGCUUCGGUUCGGCGAGGAGUCCUUGCAAAUUUGUGAUGACGAGAUCCUGUUCUUCCAUCCUUCGAUGCCCGAACAGUUACACAAGAUGUGGACCGAGGACAUAUUCCGAAAGAUGCACCUGAAAGUCGCCGAGGCUUGCCUGAUCUACCUUAUAUCCAUAGAUGACAGCCAUAAGCCUUUACAGGGGCGACGCAAGGUCGACUGUGGCGCCGAAUACCAAACAGUCCUCGGUGCUCUGCCAUUGCUCGAGUAUGCUGCGGCACAUUGGCCGACUCAUCUAUAUUGUGCCGGUCCAGACAGUGCAGACCGGCUGUGGCCACUCCUGGAACAAAGCCUCAGCUGCGAAACCAAAAGAGAGCUUUCAUUCCAAGUGUACCGGUUCUGGCAUCAUGAUGACUACAUUGAAGGUCAGUCGCCCCUUCAUAUUCUGGUGCUUCACAAUCUCAGGUCCGUUGUUCGUCGAUUGUUUGCCGGAGAUCUCCAGCCACUUCCACUGUGGGACGUCAACGCUAGGGAUUCAACGGGUAGACCGCCCCUGUGGUGGGCUGUCACGAAAAGGCACAAGGACAUGGUGAGCCUGUUACUGAACAACAAGAGCGUUAAUUGCAAUAUUCGAGACCACGAUGCGAAGAUCUCCCCGCCCGUUCUGGCCAUAAAGAGGGGAUUCACCGACAUAGUUCGGCUUUUCCUCGAAUCUGAUUCUGCCCGUAUUAGUUGGAGCAGGUUGAAGUCGAAUGGCAGGACAUUUACUGCCUUGUACUGGGCAGCCAUCAGUAAAUUCGAAGACUUGGUUCUACUGCUCCUGACUCGGAAGGAAUUUUCUCAGGAUUUAGAGGAACCCUGCGCUAGUCAAACACCUCUUGUGGCAGCUGCACGGAAUGGUUACAGCGAGAUCGUCAUGGCAUUGUUGAGAGCUGGCGCUCGGCGUAACUCUACAGAUGACGAUGAGCGGCUGAGUGCAUUGUCGUGGGCGGCAAGAAACGGCAAGAGGGAGGUGGUGGAUUGCCUGCUCCGAUACCAGGAUGUCGACAUCUAUCUCAGAGACCCAAAGCUGGACCGGAAUGCGUUCCAGUGGGCCGCAGCACACAGACACGAAGAGAUAGCAUCCAGUAUACUAGCCGAGAUGUACACCAGAUGGGGCAAUCAAGCUCAACAGAGGUGCAUAUCCCUCCUCUUGGAAGCUGCCGAGAGGAGCCAACUGGGGGCCCUAAAUAUUCUGCUACGGCGCGGUGGGCUCACGCCAGACUCGACGCAUCGCCCCGAUGGCAGGACAGCAUUGUCUCUUGCCGCAGAGAAUGGUCAGACCACAGUUGUUCAGCGACUUAUGGGCGAGGAUACCGAAGUCAAUUCAGUCGACACGAAUGGGAAGACACCGCUGAUGUGGGCAGCUGACAAAGGGCAUGUCGAGGUCGUGGAGGUCUUGCUUGAGUCUGCCAGAGUCUAUGUGGACGCGGUAGACUCGAGCAGAAGAACAGCUUAUGACUGGGCGCUUAAGCAAGGACGAUUCGAAGUCUGCAAAUUACUCGCUAGCGUGCAGCGUCCUCUUGAACACAGGCGAGGGCCUCACCGGGCAAGCGGCCCCUCCCAACAACUUCAGGGCUGA